GUCUUAGUUGUUAUACGGAGCUGCAUGGGGUAUUUAACAGCGUGGUGUGCGUUCUCUGCAUACCGUUACCUGCCUCUAGGGGACGCAGCCGUGCUAGAGUAUACCGCCCCGAUUUACUCUGGGAUUCUCGCCUGUGUUAUACUGAAAGAACCGUAUGGCGUUGUGGAGAUUUGCUCUACGCUGGUUAUGUUGGCAGGUAUAGUGUUCAUAUCCAGGCCAAGCUUCCUCUGGGGAGAGUCAGACGCAGCUGAUCCGAUAGGUGUCACUCUGGCCAUAGCAACCGCCGUGACGUCAUCAAUUAACAUGCUUUUCGGGAGAAAACUGAAGCAUGUAGAUAGUCUUUUUAUUAUAGCAUCUGUAGGUCUCUUCAGCAGUAUUAUUUCAUGGAUAGUUGUUUUGUCAACAGAGGGCGUGUCAUUUCCGGUCACGUUGUUGGAGUGGUGUGCAGUCGUGCUGAAUGGUGUCAUGGCAUUCACCGCCGCGAUUUGCUGCCAGGUGGCGCUGAAGAUCGAGAAUGUCGUCAUCGUAAGUUUAGGGCGCACUUCUGAGCCAAUCUUCGUGUUCAUCUGGCAGGUGACAAUUCUUCAUGUCAUCCCAACAUGGCCGUCAAUAGUGGGAUCUCUCUUGAUUUUAUCGUGCAUUCUCGCUCUUAGUAUAAAGAAAUGUACGGGUGCUCAGGGAAACUGUGGUUUUGACAGCAGUCAGGACGCUGUAUCAGACGAUAAACAGGGGACUUCUUUUGAAGGCAGUAGGCCCAUAUUGAACAGCAAAGGAAUAACGCUAAACUUGAAGUCUUUUAAUUAUUUGAAAGAUUUAAUUCUGUAUCAUCCUCAACCAAAUGUGAACAUAGCACAAAAGAGAAAUAGGGUAGAAAACACGGCACUUUUAGAUAAAAAUUGAAAUUAUGAUUAAAACUGAUAUGACAUUUUUCUAGCCUAUUGUCUUUUAUUAUUAUUAUUAUCUUUUCAGUAGGUAGAAUUUGUUGUAUCAUAUUACA
Messenger RNA from Lingula anatina, 997 nucleotides. RefSeq lists its product as uncharacterized. The record is from RefSeq and is a predicted model, not a curated record. NCBI's taxonomy places the organism in Eukaryota, Metazoa, Brachiopoda, Lingulata, Lingulida, Lingulidae. Gene Ontology annotation, cellular component: membrane.